Messenger RNA from Protopolystoma xenopodis, 402 nucleotides. The record is from the annotation of a GenBank genome assembly. Lineage: Eukaryota; Metazoa; Platyhelminthes; Monogenea; Polystomatidea; Polystomatidae.
AUGACAAGACUCACUGACGAUGCCGGCGAAACGUCUGGAAAUGUACUACAUCGACGGUCCGACUCUGGAAAUGAUGAUGCAUACUAUGGACUCAGGAUAAGCUGCGUUCCUCUGCGUCUUUCUGCCCAUAUGACCAAGUUGCGAAGACAAGAUCAAGCAACUUGUCUACGACGAAAGGAGACCGCGGCCAUACUGGUUUUCAUACCUUCGAUCAGUCUAACAUUGUUGAUUCCACGUUGUUUUCGCAACUUGGUCAGGGCGUCAGGUAGACCUUGUGGAACGUACUUAGUCCCGUGUCCUUUGCCAGAGUAUUUGUCAUUCCCAGAAUUGGAUCAUUGGCUGGAUACAUUCCCAAACGUUUCACUGGCAUCGUCAGGACAGAGUUACAACUUAGCAAAGUGA